UAAGUUGCAAUCCAAUGGUACCUUGGUAACAAACUUUUAAUCUGAGCUGUGCAACUAAAGAUGGGGCUAACAGGAUCUCGCACGCGACCCAUCACUGCUCCGAUAAAUGAAGAUGCUGAGGUGGGAACUCGCGUCGUUCUUAUCACAGGUUGUUCCACUGGAAUUGGACUCUCGACAGCCGUCAUUCUUGCUGAAGAUGUGAAGCGAUUUAAGGUUUAUGCUACCAUGCGUAACCUUGAAAAGAAGUCUGAGCUAGAAAAUGCAGUUGGAAAACAUCUUGGCGAGUCGUUGAUAAUUAAAGCCUUGGAUGUUCGCAAUGAAGAAGAAGUGAACAGAUUAGUGAAAGAGAUCGAGAUGGAAGAGGGAAGGAUUGAUGUGCUGGGUGAGUGAUUCGAUUUCAACAGGUCAUAAAACCUUAACAUAAAUGAACAAAAACGAUGGAAUUUUGAUUUUAUACAGCUGAAAAAAAAAUAGCUGAACUUUAAGUCAGCUGAAGAUAGUUCUAGGGGUUUUAUGUAAGAUCGCAAUCGUGAAAAGGAGAGUGAUUCGGUGACAUGUUUUCAGUAAAGGAGUCAAUCAUAUUUUGAAACAGAUUGAGAACUGAUCAGUGUUUGAUCAACCAUCAAUUUGAAGAAUGUAACAACAAACCGCAAAUGAUAACGCAAGCCGUAAACAUAUCAAAGACCCCCUGAUUAGUCCAACAAUGCAAGUGGAUUCGCUCCUUUUUUGUUGUUGUUUAGUUCUCCUUCUUCCAUUUUUUUAAUCUGUAAGAGGUGCACGGCUGUGUGUUUAUGUGCUUUUUUCGUGACUUUUCCAUUAUUAUUUAUUUAUUUUAUUAAACAAACGAUACAACUAAUUAACUGACCCCGGUUGAUAAAAAGUUAUAUUGCCUUAGCCACCUAAUAAAUCCGUAUCCAGCAGAUAACUAUUAGAGGAAAUAAUUGCGUGACUGAAUGGAGAUUUAGCCGGUGAAUGCAAGAGGCGAUUCCCCGGAGCUUUCAUAUCUGCCAUAAAGUAGAGUCAACCCUUUCCCGUUUUAAUCUAUUUUUAGAACUAUAAUUUCCCAGGGAAAAAGACUGUUUCCACGGACGUCCGUCCAUCUUUUGAACAACUGCAGCCUGGAAGCUAUUUCAAUUGUGCUCCUGUCUCGGUACCACCAUAAAUAAUGUUACAUACCUACCGAAAGCAAAUAGUUUUAGCUCCUGAUCCAGCGCCAAGGUCUUUCCAUCCUCUCCUAUUCUAGCUUGCUUAAUAGGCGCUUUAUGAGUCACGCGAGACGAACGCGGCAUUUUGCGCGAAGCAAGUGCGAAGCGUACUCUUUCCCUCGUCUCGCGCUUCGCACUCGUUUCGCACUUCGCGCAAAAUGCCGCGUUCGCCUCGCUUGGCUCAUAAAGCGCCUGUUAUGCAGGCUACUCCUAUUCUAACCCAUCACGACAAUAGUUGCCGUGUAAAAGAUAGGGGUCGCGUAAAUUUGAGAUCGCAACGUAUUAUUAUCCCGCCAGCUGGCUAUUUUACUAAAGAUAUGUUACAAAACAACUUACAAAGAUUUGAUUUUUCUUUUACCUUAUUAGUAAACAAUGCUGGUCAAGGCCUGGUGAGUGUUUUCGAAUGUAUACCAAUUGAGACGGCGCAACAUGUGUUUGAUACCAACUAUUUUGGUGUAAUGCGCAUGCUCAAGGCGGUAUUGCCAGGAAUGAAAGCGAGGCGGAAGGGCCACAUUAUCAAUAUAAGCAGUGUGAUUGGUGUAAAUGGAACGCCUUUUUCUGAAGUAUACAGCGCCUCCAAGUUCGCUUUGGAAGGUUUAACAGAGAGCCUUGCACCGACCUUGAGAAAAUUUGAUAUCAGGUAAAGAACUAAAGUUUCACGCUAUUCUGACUUUAAAAGGACAGCAACAACGACAAACUUAUACAUUUUUUUCUUAUGUCAGUGCGCGGCCAAGACUACUUGUUAACAAAGUCUAUAUAUGUGUACUUUCUCAUAUCAGUUUAAGAGUGGAGGACUGAACAGACGCGCGUUGUCAUUUUUUAAAGCGAAAAUGAGAAUAGCAACGACAACGACAAGAAGAAGGGUAAAAAAGGAAAAAAAUGCAUGAAAAUGCGCUUAGCAGAGGAGUAAAAUAUUUUUUUAGGGUUAACUUGAAGGCAAAUUGGGCACGGUAAGGAAUCCAGAUAUUCAAAUAUCGACGUUGAAUUCUUAGGGCAAAUAAUCGUCGCCUCUUUACGGCGCCAUGAAAUGUAGCCUGUAAGAACAGCGGCCUCUCAUCACCCCCCUGAGCUAUAGACGUUUCCUUUGGAAGCUACGAGAGGGAGCUGUGUUUGCCGGCUACAUAAAAUACCUGCAGAUGAACUAGCUCUCUGUUUGGAAUAUAUCGUGAGAGUCACGCGGCAGUAGUACACGAGCUACCUCUCGCUCGCGCUUUCUCUCCCGCCUUGCCUCGCUCACCACUCGAAAUGGAGAGCUACCAUAGCCUACAGGCUAGUCAGACCAGUACUGAAGAUUUUCUGUUGAAUUAUAGGUGUUCCUUAAUUGAGCCUGGGCCAGUGACGACUUCUUUUACCCAGAAUGCAAAGUUUUUGAGAGAAGGCAUUGAUAUUUCGAGCGCUGAUGAGAAAACCCAGCAACUGCUGAAGGCAGCUUUAAAAGAAAUGUAUAGCAAUGUACAAACGCAAAGCCAGACACCUGAAGAGGUAGCUUCUAUCAUUAAAAGUGUCAUACUAAGUGCCAACCCGCACCUGAGAUAUCAGACAAACAGCAAAUACGGACCAGGCGAAAUACAAGCUAAGCUGUCUGAUCUGACUGGAGACAAAGCCAUUCAACUGAUGGAAAGGCGUUUCUUUCCGGAUGUACAAAAUUAACGAUUACGGUUGAAUAGUAGCUAGAGAAAAAAAAUGAGUCACUUUGCAAUAACUUUCGGUGUCUUUAUUUUAACAUAAUUAUGUUAGCAUGACAUGAGUUAAGCUAGUUUAUCUGGGCUGUCUUUCAUAUAAGUCUGUAAGAUUAUUAUCUGUCCGUUAUAAUUCAUUUUACGCGAAUUAAUAUACAAGGAUCGCAGCAUCUGAGAACGAAGUUGUCCCACAUAUCUUACGGAUGUCCAUGUUUUCUGGAGAAAAAAGGUUCUACUUCGUAUAUAGCUUUUUAAAGAAAAUCCCCCUACAGUAAAGAAAUCAACUUAAAUAAGAGAUGGUUACCAUAAUUUAUGAAAUACAAUACUAAAAGGCUUUGUUGUGUAGAAAACUCAACAGCUAAAACUGAUUAUAAAAUUGAUUACUUUGCACAUUAACUGGAGAGCCAUAAUAUAUCAGCCUCUUCCCUCCUUCAGCCUCUUCAAUAAAAUAAAGGCUUUAAAUAAAUAGACCAGGGUGUGUAUUGGUCAGUGUUGAAACGACUAAAUACUCUACUGAAGAAACUCAACCUUGCACUUUCAGCUAUUCCUUCAGGCCAAAGGGUUACGGCGUAAUAUAGGCCUGAUCUAUCAUGGGUUAAGCCUACACAAUAAUCAGCACACUGUUCAACACACCGUGAAAAGCCCAGCUUUUCCACCCAACUGCAAGGUGAAAACUAAGUGUGAUGGACAGGCGUUCCUGCACUUACUGAAGUCUGUUAUUUCCUUCUUCCUUUUGCUUGAAAAACCAUUGCUCCUUUUGACAGUAGACAAACACGGCGAAGACAACUAGAAUAUAAGCAAUAGGUACAAUAAGAAUUCGAAUUUGCACUUCCAUCACACUUUUUGGUACAAAGAAGUAGGCUUCCGUCGGUCAGCGACCAUGGAUGAUGCAUCCUAGUUAAUCGACCUGGUUGUCUGCUCGGCUGGAGCAGCGUCUUUUGUGGCUAUCGUGACCAGUUGACGUGGUAUUGACAGUAGGCUGCGUGGCUGGCGGGAUUGUCAUAUCUGAUGUACUUUCUUGGAGGCGGAGCCAUCACGCGAAGUAAGUUGAGGAGCCGUGAGGAAUUUUCGUCACCACAUACCUACAGCCAAUCGCCCCCUUCAUCCCUUCAUGUNCCUCUUCCCUCCUUCAGCCUCUUCAAUAAAAUAAAGGCUUUAAAUAAAUAGACCAGGGUGUGUAUUGGUCAGUGUUGAAACGACUAAAUACUCUACUGAAGAAACUCAACCUUGCACUUUCAGCUAUUCCUUCAGGCCAAAGGGUUACGGCGUAAUAUAGGCCUGAUCUAUCAUGGGUUAAGCCUACACAAUAAUCAGCACACUGUUCAACACACCGUGAAAAGCCCAGCUUUUCCACCCAACUGCAAGGUGAAAACUAAGUGUGAUGGACAGGCGUUCCUGCACUUACUGAAGUCUGUUAUUUCCUUCUUCCUUUUGCUUGAAAAACCAUUGCUCCUUUUGACAGUAGACAAACACGGCGAAGACAACUAGAAUAUAAGCAAUAGGUACAAUAAGAAUUCGAAUUUGCACUUCCAUCACACUUUUUGGUACAAAGAAGUAGGCUUCCGUCGGUCAGCGACCAUGGAUGAUGCAUCCUAGUUAAUCGACCUGGUUGUCUGCUCGGCUGGAGCAGCGUCUUUUGUGGCUAUCGUGACCAGUUGACGUGGUAUUGACAGUAGGCUGCGUGGCUGGCGGGAUUGUCAUAUCUGAUGUACUUUCUUGGAGGCGGAGCCAUCACGCGAAGUAAGUUGAGGAGCCGUGAGGAAUUUUCGUCACCACAUACCUACAGCCAAUCGCCCCCUUCAUCCCUUCAUGUGGUGUACAUGGAUCCUAUAAUGUAAUGCACUUUUGGAGGACAUCCGAUCUUUGACAGGAUCUUGAAAGAGCCCUCUCUGUAGACCUGGUCGAAGGUCUUAGUGAGGUCAAUGUGAACGACGCACAUGAACAUGUGUUGUUCCUUGCGCUUCUUCUGAAGUUGAAAAGAUCCUGCCUACCUUUGGCUACUCAGUUGGGAAGCCAUACUGUGACUCGGGAUAGACACGUUCUACCAGCUUCUGAAAGCGGAUCAAGAUGAAGAAAGACUUUGGCGACAAUCCUCAGGGGGGAGAUCUCAUUGUAGUUUUCGCAGUCAUUUGAAUCGUGUUUUUUUUGUAGGGGGUUAUGACAGAUCGUGCAUGGUGUCCAUUAUAUCCCGCGAUACUUCACCCUCCUGCCAGCAUUGGCACAUGAUCUCAUACAAGGCGAGAAAGAGAGUAGUAUUGCAAUACUUCACUGAGACUAGGAAACCAGUCGUUGUCUAGGGUCUUGCCUGAAGCCAAACUGUCAACAGCUUUGCUUAGCUCCUCUACUGUCGGCUCUGCGUCUAGCUCAUCCAUGAUAGGCAGGCAUACGCUGGAGUCGCGCGAGAGCUGAUGGGGAAACAGAAUUCUGUCUGGAGAAGAGGUCGGAGUACUGUUCCACCCAUCUCUCUAGCUGCUGAACUUUUGUCCGUUAUAACUUCCCCACUGGUGCAUUUAUGUUGGUGCAUUGUUCUGAGCUGGUCCUAGUGCCUUCUUGAUGCCAUCGUACAUUCCUCUAAUAUUUCCUGUAACGGUAGUAGUCUGGAUGCUCUUGCUGAGCUUCGUCCAGUACUCGCUAGUGCAGCACCUGGCAGUCUGUUGCAUGGACCUUGCUCCUGGCGGCCGUGA
Porites evermanni is the source of this 5568-nucleotide messenger RNA. Lineage: Eukaryota; Metazoa; Cnidaria; Anthozoa; Scleractinia; Poritidae. The record is from the annotation of a GenBank genome assembly.